Molecule: messenger RNA, 1922 nt
Organism: Pygocentrus nattereri (red-bellied piranha)
Lineage: Eukaryota; Metazoa; Chordata; Actinopteri; Characiformes; Serrasalmidae
Gene: csnk2a2b
Product: casein kinase 2, alpha prime polypeptide b
Exons: 12
Coding region: 281-1336 (351 amino acids)
Biological process (GO): regulation of chromosome separation; protein phosphorylation
Cellular component (GO): nucleus; protein kinase CK2 complex; cytosol
Molecular function (GO): protein serine/threonine kinase activity; ATP binding
Source: RefSeq, a predicted model, not a curated record
UCUGGGAUUUGAAGCGGAUUGGGGGUGGGGGGGUUUACCCGACAGUAAUUUAACCAGAGAAACCCCCCCGCCUGCCUCCUGCCUCCUGCUCCGGGUCCGGCUUCAUCAUCAGAGGCGCUUUCAGCUGAUUUUUUUUUAUCUGGACUUGCUCGUUCAGCGUUUGGUGGCCAGUCUCUGCGCUCUCUGCCUCCAUCUCGGUCCUCUUCUGCGUUUUCCUCGGAUCCUCGGUCUUGGCAGUAGCCGCUGCACCGUUAGCCCCGCUCUCUCCCGGAGCCCCGCCAUGCCCGGCCCGGUGGCCGGCAGUAAAGCCCGAGUUUACGCCGACGUGAACACCCUGAAGAGCCGGGAGUACUGGGACUAUGAGGCUCAUGUGCCCUCCUGGAGCAACCAGGAGGACUACCAGCUGGUGCGCAAGCUCGGCCGGGGGAAGUACAGCGAGGUGUUUGAGGCGAUAAACGUCAACAACAACGAGAAAGUGGUGGUGAAGAUCCUGAAGCCUGUCAAGAAGAAGAAGAUCAAGCGAGAAAUAAAGAUUCUGGAGAACCUGCGAGGGGGAACCAACAUCAUCCGGCUGGUGGACACUGUGAAGGACCCAGUGUCUCGAACGCCCGCGCUUGUCUUUGAGUGCAUCAAUAACACUGAUUUUAAGGAGCUGUACCAGAAGUUAACAGAUUUUGAUAUACGCUUUUACAUGUAUGAACUACUAAAGGCCCUGGACUACUGCCACAGUAUGGGUAUCAUGCACCGUGAUGUGAAGCCCCACAACGUGAUGAUUGACCACCAGCUGAGGAAGCUGAGACUGAUAGAUUGGGGUCUGGCCGAGUUCUACCACCCUGCGCAAGAAUACAACGUCAGAGUGGCGUCCCGCUACUUCAAGGGUCCAGAACUGCUGGUGGAUUACCAGAUGUAUGACUACAGUCUAGACAUGUGGAGUCUUGGCUGCAUGCUGGCCAGUAUGAUCUUCCAGAAAGAGCCAUUCUUUCACGGCCAAGACAAUUAUGAUCAGUUGGUCAGGAUCGCCAAAGUUCUAGGGACAGACGAGCUUUUCGGCUAUUUGCGCAAAUACCACAUCGAACUGGACCCUCGAUUUAAGGACCUGCUGGGCCAUAGGCAAACGCGGAAGCGCUGGGAGCAGUUUGUCCAGACGGAAAAUCAGCACCUGGUCAGUCCUGAAGCUCUGGACCUUCUGGACAAACUGCUGCGCUACGACCAUCAGCAGAGACUGACUGCCACAGAAGCCAUGGAGCACCCCUACUUCUAUCCAGUGUUGAAGGAACAGUCUCUCACUAAUGCAGACAGCACUGUAGGAUCGGGAGGAUCUAAUGCAGCUCGGUGAAAUCAGAAAUAUGAACGGAACGUGUUACCUCAACUUUUAACCCCUCGUGGCAGAAACCUCUUAAAGUGUACAGUGGAAGGUGGAUCAAAGCAGCGUUGACCAGUUAACACCUUUUUUUGGAGUCGCCCAGUCCUGCAUACACUCGUACACACACAACCACAACCACACACACACAGGCGCGCCGUCUCUCUCCGUGUCAGUCAGGGUUGGUCUGCCUCCUGUAACAGGCCUCGAAGGUCAUGAAGAUGCCCCACUCCCCCUUUAUCUAAGCGAGAAACUGAAAGGAAUAUUACCCCGAAUGUAAACCCCCCCCCCCACCUCCCUCAAUACUCUGAACCCUCCCUCCUUUAAUCUAAGCAUGGAGAGCGAAGAGCAGAUUAGGCCCCGCCCCUCCCUCCUUGUUGGUCUGUCUGUCUGUCUGUCUGUCAGUAUUCAGACCCCAGUCUGGUGUCUAUGCACCGCCGUACAGAAGUGGCGUGGUGGACCUUAUAUAACUUUUUUUUCUUUUAUUUUAUUUUUAAUUUUAAUUUUUUUUUUUGCUCUAGGUAGAACGAUAUUAAUGACAAUAAAUGAGUUUUAUUUAGAA